GAGAGGUCUGGCUCCUGCCCCCCUGAGCUCCCGAGGGCAGGGGGCAGAGGCUGGGGCCGGCACCCUGCGCCCCCGGCGAGCACAAGCCCUGGGCUGAGCAAACUGCUGGGAUUUACUUCAGCCAGCCGUGCAGCCCCCCUUUCCCUCUCCCCAGCCCUCUCUUAAUUCUCGCUUUACAAGAUCUGCAUUUCCAAUACACUGGGAAAAAAUAAAUAAAAGCAACCCACAAGACUUGCCUCUCAUAACAAGCCGGCUUUAUCUUGGCUUACAACUCAGUUGUGCGUUGCUGUAAAGUCCUUCUGGAAGGCAUGCCUCUGCCUCUAACAAGCCAAGCUCUCUGAGCUCUGAAGAGAGACCCCAGUGAGAGAAUCCAGCCCCCCCGCUCCCUCUUUUUUUAACAGCACGCAGCCAGUCUCUUGUGUGAGCUCUGGCAAAGAUCAGUUCAGUCUCACUGACUAUGGCUCCUGCUCAGGCCCAAAUCAUCCAUGCUGGGCAGGCGUGCGUGGUGAAGGAAGACAACAUCAGUGAACGUGUUUAUACAAUUCGGGAGGGGGACACACUGGUCCUGCAGUGUCUUGUCACAGGACACCCCCGGCCACAGGUGAGAUGGACCAAAACUGCUGGCAGCGCGUCGGACAAAUUCCAAGAGACGUCAGUGCUUAACGAGACCCUUCGGAUUGAGAAGAUCCAAAGGCUGCAGGGGGGCCGCUAUUACUGUAAAGCAGAAAAUGGGGUUGGGGUCCCUGCCAUCAAGUCCAUUCGAGUAGAUGUGCAGUAUCUAGAUGAACCUGUUCUCACCGUUCACCAGACCAUCAGUGAUGUACGGGGCAGCUUCUACCAGGAAAAGACUGUCUUCCUCCGCUGCACUGUCAACUCCAACCCACCAGCUCGCUUCAUCUGGAAACGGGGAGCUGAGACGCUUUCCCACAGUCAGGACAAUGGUGUGGACAUCUAUGAACCCCUCUACACACAGGGUGAAACCAAAGUCCUGAAGCUAAAGAACUUGCGGCCCCAGGAUUAUGCCAGCUACACAUGCCAGGUGUCUGUUCGCAAUGUCUGCAGCAUCCCUGACAAAUCCAUCACCUUCCAGCUCACAAACACCACAGCGCCACCUGCUCUGAAGCUGUCUGUCAAUGAGACACUGGUGGUCAACCCUGGUGACAACAUCACUAUGCAGUGCUCUCUGAUGGGUGGUGACCCACAGCCAGAGGUGGUUUGGUCUCACUCUCCUGGCCCAAUGCCUCCCAACAGCCUUGUGCAGGGAGGCAACCUCACUAUCUGGAAGAUCCAGGUGGAGGACUCAGGCUACUACAAUUGCACAGCCAUCAACAACGUGGGAAACCCAGCAAAGAAGACAGUGAACCUUCUGGUGCGAUCCAUGAAGAAUGCCACGUUCCAAAUCACCCCUGAUGUGAUCAAAGAGAGUGAGACCAUCCAGUUAGGGCAGGAUUUGAAGCUCUCUUGCCAUGUGGAUGCUGUCCCCCAGGAGAAGGUUGUGUAUUCCUGGUACAAGAAUGGGAAACCAGCCAGGUUCUCAGACCGGUUGCUCAUCACCAGGAAUGACCCUGAGCUCCCACCUGUGACCUGCAGCUUGGAGAUUAUUGACCUGAGGUUCAGUGACUAUGGGACCUACCUGUGUGUGGCUACCUUCCAGGGAGCACCCAUUCCUGACCUCAGCGUAGAGGUGAACAUCUCCUCAGAAACAGUGCCACCAACCAUCAGCGUCCCUAAGGGUCAGUCCACAAUCACUGUCCGGGAGGGCUCCCGAGCUGAGCUGCAGUGUGAGGUUCGUGGGAAGCCCAAGCCACCCAUCAUCUGGUCCCGGGUAGAUAAGGAAAUCGCCAUGCCUUCAGGGACAAUGACAAUGGAGACGUAUGAUGGGAAGCUGCGCCUGGAGAGCGUGAGCCGAGAAAUGAGUGGGACCUAUAAGUGUCAGACAGCCAGGUACAAUGGCUUUAACAUCAGACCCCGGGAAGCCCUGGUGCAGCUCAGUGUGCAGUUCCCCCCCGUGGUGGAGCCAGCCUUCCAGGACGUGCGCCAGGGCGUGGGGCGCAGCGUCACCCUGCGCUGCACCAUGCUGAAGGGCAGCCCCAUGAAGGUGGCCACCUCUGUCUGGCGCUUCAAUGGGACCCUUCUGGCACAGCCCCUGACAGAACAGCAGGACUACUCGGAGCUGAAGGUGGACAGCGUCAGCCGGGAGACCAGCGGUAGCUAUGAGUGCAGCAUUUCCAAUGACGUUGGGGUCUCCACUUGCCUCUUCCAGGUGUCUGCAAAAGCUUAUAGCCCAGAGUUUUACUAUGAUACUCCCAACCCCACCUUGAGCCAGAAGCAAUCCAAGAAUUACUCUUACGUCUUGCAGUGGACGCAGAAAGAGCCCAAUGCUGUGGAUCCCAUCCUCAAGUAUCGUCUGGAAGUCCGGCAGCUGGCUCAGAGAAACACCAUCCAAACCUUCAUUCCUGUGCAGAAAAUGGAGAAGGGCCUGUUGCUGGAGCACAUCUUGCCCAACCUGAAAGUGCCUCAGAGCUAUGAAGUUCGCUUGACACCCAUCACCAGCUUUGGGGCUGGAGAUAUGGCUGCCCGCAUCAUCCGGUACAUGGAACCAAUCAACUAUCCCAACCCAACAGAUAACACCUGCCGCUUUGAAGACGAGAAGAUCUGUGGCUUCAUGCAGGACAAGAUGGACAACUUUGACUGGACCCGGCAGAAUGCCCUGACCCAGAACCCCAAGCGUACCGUCAACACGGGGCCCCCCACGGACAUCAGCGGUACACCAGAGGGUUAUUACAUGUUCAUCGAGGCGUCCCGGCCCCGGGUGACAGGAGACAAAGCCCGACUCAUCAGCCCCCUCUACAACAUUACUGCCAAGUAUUACUGUGUCUCCUUCUACUACCACAUGUAUGGGAAGCACAUUGGCUCCUUGAACCUGCUAGUUCGCGUGCGGAACAAGCGAGCCAUUGACACCCAGGUCUGGUCGCUCAGUGGGAACCGGGGGAACAUGUGGCAGCAAGCACACGUGCCCAUCAACCCGCCCGGGCCCUUCCAGAUCAUCUUCGAAGGUGUCCGGGGCACGAGCUAUGAGGGGGACAUUGCCAUCGAUGACGUCACUCUGAAAAAGGGGGACUGUCCAAGGAAGCCAAUUGGACCGAAUAAGGCGGUUGCUCUUCCAGGAAGCGGUGUCCUGACCCUGCACAGCCCUUGUCUUUGUGGCCCAUUGACUUUCUUCCUUUACGUGCUGCUCAGAUGAUGGCAAGUGAGCGCUCCUGUCUUCGGAUCAAGACAUUCCUGCUCCUUUCCUACUCGGCCACCUCUGCUCCUCUUCCUCCCCUCCUCACUGGCACACCAAAGUGUCCAUAUGUUACCAAAGACUGACAGGCAUGACCACACAAAGGGAUCUGGUUCAGAACUGGAGCACUCCUUGAGAAAGUCAUAAUGUCUAGAACAAAAUUAAAAAAUAAAGACAAAUUUUUUUUAAAGCACGUGCACGAGAGAGAGUGAGAGAGAGAGGAAGGAAGGAAACAAACAGAAACACGCAGAAAAGAAGGAAUGAAAGACAAAAAAACAGGAAUGAAGAAAUGAGAAGAGCAAAUGAAGGAGGAAAAAAAACACCCUCAUAUUUCCUUGGGAAUGUCAGACAGGACUUCCUCAGGGAAGUGGGAACUUGUUUUAAACAAACAAAAAUAUAUUAAAGCACAAAUUUCUACCAGAACAGUUACCUUCUUUACUGCAGACCCCACAGCUUAGUGGAUGAUAUCCCGCAGUACUCCCCUUGUCUCCCCAUGCUUUCCCACUGGCUGGGGCUGUCCCACUCUGGCUGCAGCUCCCUGCAGUAACGCCAGCCUCGAGCGUGGGGUAGCAGCUGCCCUGCGUGCCAGUGGCUGGAGCAUCUUCCCUCGCACCGCAUGUGCUUCGGUGUCUCCAUCCAUCCACAUCUUCCAGGCUCUCAUGUAUUUAAUUGCCCCCUGCGUGGUUUGCUUUGGCCUUUCCCCACCGCUCUGGGCUUCUCACCCGUCAGCCUGAAGAAGAUGGAGCAGGAAUGGACCCAUCACAUGGACCACGCUGAGUGGUGGAGAAGUCCCGGCUGGAUCCGGCUGCAGUGUUGGGCUCUGGGCACCUCUUUCUCUCUCUCAGCCCUCUUGCUGGGUAAAGAAACUAUAAGAGCAGGUCUGAGUUGCAGAGAGAAAGGUGUUUCUGUGGGGCUGAGCAGUGGGGCAGGCUGGGGUGGGAAGGGAGGACAGUUGGACAUUGGCUUCCCCCUGUGAAUGCUGGGAUGACUGUCGCCUCAGCCCUAAGCCCAGGAUUACUUCUCUGCCUCUCUUUUGUUACCUAUUAAUUUUGGUCUUUUAUUCCAUUGUUUAACUUCCCCCACCUCAAGCUUUUUGGAUUAUGGGAAGAGUUAUGCAUUUAAACCUUCUUGAGCCAGACAGUGGGUCCUGUGCCCAUGACCCAGCCCCUGGGCCAGCAGUUCAGGCAGCUGCGAUACUGCUCUCUCACCUUCUGAGGCCUUUUAGCAUGCACCGUGCAUUAGCUGAGGAGUGGGCCAAGUGUGGCAACAGCAUUGCUGCUCAGGGGAGAGGGGCCUGAAUUCUGUCAGCACGUGGAGUCCUGCAGGCACUCAGCUUCUACUGCCAAAGCAGUGGGCAGAGGAGCUGAAAGGUGGAACAGGCAGGAACAAGCCCCAGGAAGGAUGAAGAUGGGAAGCUUGACCCAAAAGAGGGGCUUGUGCUGAACUGUGGCCCCUUCUGUCACUGGGGAACAGGGAUGGGGGAAAUUCACCUUGUUCCUGCUGGCAUCAUGAAAGGGUAAAGCUGGUGUCUCUCUCUCUGCUGCAGACCUGCAGCAGGUCUGGCCUGACUUCCUCAGGGUGGAGGCAUGUGCUCCUCCAGAUGAACCCCCAGGAGAAGGGUCUGCCCUGCACCAAACAAGUAAGAACUGUGAUAGCCUUGUUGCAACUGGAAGCAGCUCUGGGCAUGACUUAUUUCCCUGCACAGGGCAGAGUUAUCCCCAAAAGGCUGUGAACUGGGUUUUACUAGCCCAUGCUCUGGCAGUUCAGUUAAGUGGGACUCUUCCCCUUAAGGGACACCCCAUCCAAACUCCAUAUCUGGGGCACCACAGGUGUAUGAUGAGCUAGCUCUCUCACCACAUCCCCCAGUACCCAUGGCUUCUUACCCAUUUCUGAUUAAUCUAUCAUCUUCUCUGAGACAACUGUGUUUGCCUAAAAUCACCUGAUUGUAUUAGCUGCCUCCUGCAUUGCUCAGCUUCCAGCAAUGGCUGGUGCCUCAUUUCCUCCACAGGUGGAGGGGGAAGAGUCCUUAACUCCCAAGAGAUCCAGUUUGAAGUCUUGAAACCCAUCACUCUAUAGCUUUUGGAAGGGCAUUCAUCUGCAGUAAUCCUCCCCAGCCACCAUCAGAGAGAGAAAAGACAUCAGCUCUGAGGGACAAGGGGACCUCCUUCACAGGAGGCCUCGCAAGACAGUGAGAGGGGAUCUUGCAGGUCUCCCUUGCUCCUGUUGCUUUUCUCCACUUCCAAGAAUGAGGACUAUGUCUUUUAUCUCUCCGUCCCUCUCUCCAGAGCCCAGACCUCAGUCACGCUGCAUAUUUGCUCUGGAGACCUGUGGCUGUUUCCCAGGGCCAGGCAGUGCUGUGGGAUGCUGUGGGUGCCAGCAGUGAUUCUGCUUCUUAGUGUCUGUUGCCAUUUUCAUGGGCAGCUAGUGCUACCAUUAUCUUUCAGCUGAGUUCUUUCAGUCCUAUGCUGUUCCUUUCCACCAUGCUUGUUGGAAGCCAGAAGUCAUCACCCCACUCCUGUUAAAAGUCCACUUUCACUCCUAGGAGAGAGACAGUGCUUUCCAGGGGCCCUUGGGUGCUUCGUGAUGGCUCCUGAUCUGUCAGUGGCAAAAUAUUUGUGUUACAUUGCUGAUUCAAGGAGGCUUCUGCUGGGCAGAAGGUGGAGAGAGGAGCAUUUCCCCAUCAGUAAGAGAUAGCCCAGCACAACCAUCUCACCUUCUAGGCUCUGAGGCAGAGACCCUUGUGGCCUUGCUUCUACUGGCUGCUUAGCCAGGGUUGCACAAGCACGUUUUGCUGAUGUUUAGUGGGCAGCAGAGGUGCUGUGGGACUGGGGAGGUCCAGCCUGAAGGUUCAGGAUCAUGGAAAAAGCAUUAUCUGUGAGGCAAGUGUCAGCAAAGGGACACCAUGUUUUUAGAAAGGGACACCUGCAUGGAGGGUGUCCAUGCCCUGCUGCCAGCUGCUGCGAGGAAGGAUGUAAGUGCCUCACCAAGGUGACCCAUGGCACAGGGGGUAAAGAGCCCGUUGGUGGCAGUGGGUCCAGGGCAGAGCAAGCAGAUUGCCCCAGCCAGAGGUGAAGCCUUCUCCUGCUGUCAGGCAUGGGCCCAUCAGCUUCAGUAAAAGUCUCAGGGAGCCCCUUCCCACUUCAACCUCUGCUCCUUUAUCUCUGGCUAGAAAGCCGCUAGUGGUGAGUUCGGGGGAAAGUCAUUAACCCAAGUGCCUCAGCUUGUCAGAAGUACCGAGGACUUCAUUUCCCUGGCAGAUGCGCUGAGAAAGUGUAGCAGAGGAAAGAGGCACUUCAGCAGCAAGGAUGAGAAGCUGUGUAAUGAUGGGGUCAGAGUGGAGUCAGCGUCCCUUCUCUCUGAGGGAAGUGGUAUUUUUGGUUUACUAAUGCUUCCCAUGCUUGAGGGGGCAAUUCUCCUUGCAGUGGUGCUGCAUCCCAGGUGAGGUAUAAAGCCAUGCUCCUUACCCCUUGCAAUUACAGAUCCCUUCACACUUUUCACAGUGUUCUGGCUAAAUUACAGUCCUUAAACAUAAUUACAGACUGUCUUCUUAAAUAUGUGUUGCAGUCCCAACAUUAUGUUUCUCUUCCUGAUGUUUUAUGUUGCUCUGUGCCUAUCGAGUAGCUGCUUUAUUCCGCUCCAGAAGUGGCUGCAUUUCAGUGAUGGUGGAGAUUAUUCCUGUACAUAGUAUGAAAGUCCCUGCAGAAGAAAAGUGCAAUAUAAAUUUAAGAGACUGCUUUUAUUUACAAGGAGACCUCUGCUUGGUAGUUGUAGAAAUACAUUAGAAAGAAUGCUGUGUGGGUGUUAGCCGAUAUAUACUCGAUUUCUUUUUUUUUUUUUUUUUUUUCAGGGUAUAAAACAGAAAAUAUGUGAGUGUGCAGGCUCCUGGGUAUAAGUUGUAGAUACUGGAAGUAGUGAAUGCUACUGUGUCAUUACAAGUGGGGCUUACAAAGAAACUUUCAUUUGAAACCUCUUUUGAUAGUUGUUGUAUUCUGAAAAAUAUACGUUUUUAAUUAUAAUUUUCCACAGUUCAGUGCAAGUCCCAGUAACAGGUCAUCAGCAGGACUUUAAUCCAUGGCUUUUAACAAUAUGAACAUCAAUUCAUACUGCUUGCUCUGAAAUGCAACUCCUGGCUGGUAAUAGACUAUUUUCCUUCCACAUAGAUCAGCCACUGGAAAGCGAUGGAGCUAAUAUGUUUCAUUUGAUGUGGAGUUAAGUAAUUUGGAACGCCUGAGCACAACUCUUCCCAGCCGCAUGGGAGUGAAAAAGCGUUUCAUCUAUAUGAAGACUUUGCAUAGUGAACAAAUGGUUCAGAAACUCCUAAAGUGAAGUGUUGUGAUUGGCAUGCAUGCAGAGCAGCCCCAGCAGAGCUGCACAACGUGCUGCCUGAAGAGCAGCUGUAGCAGCAGCGAUAUGGAGCCUUUCUUCUGGGAAGUAAUUUUCUUCUGGAAGGAAAUAGGGUGGCAAUCAGGGAAGAAAUAGGAGGGGUUUCAGAUGCUUAGGCUGGUAAAUUUAUUGAAAAAGUAACUUACAGAUGUAUGAAUGAGUGUAGUAAACAUGAUACAAAUUGUAUUUUAUUCCCUUUUCCUAUUGAAAGUACAGAAAUUUUAAUUUCUUUCUAUAUGAAAUCCUAUGGGUUCAGUAGUCCAGAAUGACACGAAAAUGCUAUAGUACCAAAAGGAGAGCAGGGUUUGGAUUCCUCCUCCUCAGCCCGUCCCUAUCACUCUGUGCCAGGAAAAGCAUCCUGCUUUUGGGUUGGUGCCCUGCACUUCUCAGUCUGGGAGGGACAGUCGCUGGGAGCAGCAAGCGGUUCUGGUGCUUGCUGGCAUCCCUCCACUGCACCAUCGCUGCUCUCAGCCUUGUCUCCAGCGUGAAGCAAUCCUUGUGCAAGGUGCUGGCAGAAGCAAGCCCUGCUCUCCCCUAGCUCUCAGCAAGCUUGGGGCAGGGAGUUUUACCUCUGGGAAUAGUCAGGGGGUCCUUCACUCUGCCCUGAUGGAUCCCACCUGCCCCAGGCAGUGACAAAGGAACCAGAUGGAGUAAAUGGUGUCACCCCACGCAAACAGACAAACUUUUGCCUUAAAGCAGAAAGCUCAGGGAGUUGCUGCUUCAGGGUGUUGCUGUCCCCAUCGCCUGUCAGAGCCAUGAAGAUAUUCAUCUUUCCCUGGAAAUGCUGCAGCACCUCUUUGCCUCCUGGGUGCCUUUGGAUGGCCUAGCAACAUCAUGGAGGUACACACCAGUGUGAGCUCUGUGCUUUAAGCUGCAUGCGGUGGGACACUAUACCACAGCACCAAGCAAUGCCCAGUUCUUGCACCCAGGGAGUAGGACCCUGCUUUUCACUGAGGACAAGAAGUUACAUUAUGAGUCUCUCCUGUGCAAAAGAAAGGGCUUCUCACACUCCUGGCUUUGCCACAGACCAGUUUUGGUCCCUCGUUCUUUCUCCAUUAAACCACCCUGACAUCUUGUCUUUUCCAGGCUGCACUCAAUGCAGGUGUACGCUUGUUUGUAGAGGCAACAAGCGUACAGCAGCAGGACCCUGUGUAGCCUUCAGGAAAAGGCAGGUGUGGGUGCCAUUUGUAUUUGCUUUGGCCCCACUGAUAACUGCUCAUCCCAUUCAGCCUGGGAAGACAUUUAAUGCAUACAGAAAGCAUUUGCAGAAAAAUAAGUGCUGGAGAGCUCUGGAAACUGCAUUUUAACAGGACCCAAUUUACACUUUGUGGUAGUAACUGGCAGCUGGUGGUUUCCAGCAGGGAGCUGAAUGUCCCCGGCAUCCCAAAUGAUAGCUGUGAUAUAUAUGUGUUUUUCAGUAUUCCCGUUGGGAGUAAGACACACGACAGUUUGGCUCACGGUCGCCACCACCUAGCCCACCACAGGGGGAUGCUGGGGUCUUCUCAUGACUACUUACAGCCUGGUAUGGUCACAUUAAACCAGAGACAGUCACGUGUGCCCUGGAGGCCUUGAACAUCCCAAGGAGAACUGCAGGACAGCCCAGGGCACCUUCACCCAACCUUGCCUUUCCAGAGAGGGACGGGAUGCAGCUUGCAGGAAACUGUUGUCUCCAGGACACCUCUUGCCCAAUGGAAGAGCAGUACCAUCCCGCUCCACUUGGGCUGAGUGAGAUGUGUGCAUGAUAUCUAGACCCUGGGUUGGGUAUAGGGUACAUGCUCAGUUGCUUUGCCAUUAAGCGUCCUUCCUCAAAAAGGGGGAGAGUUCCAAAGACGGACAGCACGUUAGCAAGAUCACCAUGUCCCUGUGCUGUGUAGCUGCAGGGGAUGGAGGGCUCAGUCCCACUGAAGUGCCUCUGGCACUUGUUAACGCUCUGCAUCACUGAGAUCUGGUUUGGCAUCUUCUCUAUCUUGCUCUUCCCAGCCCUGGUACAGCCUGAGGGGCUGGUGGGGCUGCCUGGGUGGCAGUUGUGGAGCAGGAACACAGGAGCACUUCAGGGUAUGUGUUGGCUCCAUCAGGGACCUAGUGUGAGUCACAUCCUGACUUCAUAAGAGACAAAAGAGGGCUCACAACAGUCUCAUGGGUGGCUGAGAGGAUAGAACAGAGCUUGUUCAUGUUCUUGAAAAGGUGAGGGGAAAGAUGAGCUCCAUGCUAUAUUGCCCUUCAUUUCACUGGUGGCAGGUAGCAGGCUCGGACCUGCAACUGCUCAGAUGCUAGGCAACGGAGACUAAAGAAGAGUCCUUAGGCCACAUUUCCCAGUUGGACUUGUCCUAGUAAAAUGUGGCAAUCCAUCACCAGAUCCUCAGCACAUCUGUGCAUGAAGAAGCCAAGCAACCCACUGUGCUUGUAUGGGUGAUCCCUCGGGGAAGCUGCAAAGGUGGGUAGCGCUUGGGUCCCAGCACACAAGCGCUGCCUUUCCCUCUGCUGCCUUUCAUGGUGAGGGUUUUCCGGCAUGGGGCACAGAACAAGGGAAGGGGAGAUGGAGAGAUACUGUCUUUGCUGGCAGCAGUUGGAAAGGUAGAGCUGGGUCAAUAGAGGGUUUUCUAGAGAGCUGUGAAGGUCUGUGGUAAAUCCAGGUUUCGCAUAGAUUUGGUAUGGCCUAUAAACCAUUUGCUCCUGUGGAAGGAGGCAAAAUUUUGUGCUUCCAUUAACUGUUGUCCUGAAGGGAAAUUUGGCUAUGAAUGCUUGACUUACAGUGGGAUUUUUUUACCCCCAGUGGCCUAAACUCAGCAUAUACAGGGGCAGCUGGAUAGCCCUCACACAGUGCUGGUGACCCCAGCAGUGCUGGCACCCAAAGCUCACAGCGCUGGAUGUGCUUUAUGCUGUAAUGUCCAGGCCCUUGCUUGAAGCACUGGGCCAAGUGAAGGGUACCUGGCUGCUCUACAGCCCUGCAUAUGUCCUGUCUACCAGCCAAGUCUGCAGGAAAAUAAAAGACAUGCUACUACUGCUAGCCAGCGGAGGUCUGCUUUGACUGAGGGAACUGGGCUCUGAUUCUGCCAUUUAGGCAGUAAAGUCGCUUUCAGUUGCGUAAAACCCAGCUGUUAUAAUGGAGAGUUACUCCUAGAUGUUCACAUGGUUGCAUAACUAUGGUAUGUCUCAGAUAAUCAGCAAAGGCAGGCCCUGGGUAGGAGCUGGAACAUACCAGAUGUCGGCAGUCCUGCUUGGCCACUGUGGGUGAGCAGUGACUCCUUUGCUCUCAGCGUUAGAGCUGCUCAGGGCACAGGCUGAGCCUAAACCAGCCAAGAGCGAGUGCAGCCCCACUUCCCUGUCUGCAUAGCAGGCACCAACUGGCUUUCUUUUGGUGACUGUGAUAUAUAAUGCGGCACUAAGAUGAAGCUGUCUCCUUGCCCUGUGUAGGUCCAGCGCUGGUAAGGUGUCUAUCUUAGCAGCUUGUAAAGGGAACAGAGCUGAAAACUGAGAUGUGUGUGUGUUGCAGCUGCCAGCAGUGCAGCAGGGAGGAAAGAGGACUUGAAAGCCCCUUUUGCAGGCAGCAGCAUUUCCAGCCAGUCCCCACCUCUCCCUUCUCCUGCUAUCCACACUCCAACCCUGAGCACCCUCCAAGGUGGGGAAUUUUUAUAUAUCUUGUUUCAAUGGUCCUUGUUCUCAAGAACCAGCUAUGGGUAUCAAUAAACAGAGCAACAGCCAGGAGAGGCCGUAGCAACAUAGUCAGCUCAGACGGUGCCUGAUGUGUGGUGAGAGGAGAAAAUUGAUUUCAUUCUCUUUCUGAAAUGCCACGAGGAUUGACUGGGGAAUAGUAUUUAGGUCUUUUAUAUAGACAGCAGUAUGUACCACAUAGAAGUUGAGUAAUGAGGGACUUGUGAACACUGGAGGUUUCUCUGAGAAAAAUCAGAUGCUGAUGGGGGAAGGUAUUUACAGACUGGGAGAAAAGGAGCUUUCCUGUGCAUUUAUUUGUUAUUCCUUUUUCCUGUAGGCCCUGGUAUGUAACAUCCUGGGACAAGAAAACUGUCUCAGAGUUUGCUGGAGGUGGCCUUUUCCUCUCAUCAAACCUUGAUUGUCCUUCUCUGCUGCCCAUCCCCAGCUUUACCAUGCAUUGAUGUAACCGGUGACAUCAAUGCCAGGUAAAGUGGCUUAUGUCAAUGCUUUCAAAUAAAUGAGAUUGUCCUGUUUUCCUCAUUCUUGGGAUCUUCUGGAUUUAUCGUCUCACCCCAGAAGGCUCCACAGUAUGCAUUCUUUUCUCAGGACAUUCCCCAAAAGCUGUGGAUGCUGCAGAUACAGGGUUCUUCUUUGUAGUUUUGGUCACAGCCCUUGCCUGGCAGCAUGGAGACAAUCUCUAGAUGAGCUGGAGAAUUUGGUGUCAGCAUGGUUUUGCUUGGGUCUUUUUUCCCAGCCAGAACCAUCCUGCCUGUUUUGCAGUGCACAUAGUGGAGGAAAGGGGCUGUCACCCAAUAUACAACUGUCUCAUGGGGAAGCUUCUGUGGCACCUCCUGCUUCUGGCCAGAAGUGACUGUCAGACAGUAUUUCCCACACUCUUCCUCACUCCAUCCCCCCACUCCGUAUGUAUCCUCACCAAGUGUUUCAUUUCCAGCCUGGAAACAUCAGCAGCAGACUUCAUCCCUGGAUCCCAUAGAAGAGGAUCACACCAAAAUCCCUUCCUCAGCUUGCAAGGGGCAGGGAGAAUCAGCUCAGGCCCAAUGGUGAACCACUUCAGUGGGAUCCAGUGCCAGUGGGACUAUGCCACCCUCAUGCUUCCAGGUCGCUGAGGCCAGUAGAAAGUAUACUUUGACCUGACAGAAGCGUUUAGAAGCACCUCUCCAAAAGGAGCUACGCAGUGACUCUGUAUUUGGGGAUACUGUGGAGGAGGGGUGGGUCCUCUGGUGUCUCUUGUUUCUUUUCCCAUCAGUAUCCUGGGUGGGGACUCUGGGACAGAGCCUCAUUCUCCACCCAUCUCCCUCAUCGCAAACACGUCUUGACCUGUCCCUGCUCCACAUCUCGUAGGGUGCCAUCACUGUCAUCAAGCGGAGCUGGGACCCUCUCACCACCAUCAUACCAAGCCGUCCACAAUGUUAAAAGCACAAACACAAAGGGACUGAACUGAACCUUUUGAACAGGGUGAGAUGUUUUAUAAGCAUUGCCUCAUCCAUGCCCCUGCCCCAACCCUGACGUACCGUGUAACCUAUAGACUCUCAACGUGGAUUGUUUCAUUCAAAUAAAGCUGCAGUACUCAA
This is a messenger RNA of Athene cunicularia (burrowing owl), 12909 nucleotides long. It is a transcript of the gene MDGA1, whose product is annotated as MAM domain containing glycosylphosphatidylinositol anchor 1. Lineage: Eukaryota; Metazoa; Chordata; Aves; Strigiformes; Strigidae. The record is from RefSeq and is a predicted model, not a curated record. The coding region runs from base 458 to 3244 and encodes 928 amino acids. Gene Ontology annotation, biological process: synapse organization; homophilic cell-cell adhesion. Gene Ontology annotation, cellular component: axon; plasma membrane; neuronal cell body. Gene Ontology annotation, molecular function: protein binding; axon guidance receptor activity. The transcript is spliced from 17 exons.